This is a messenger RNA of Rana temporaria (common frog), 3373 nucleotides long. It is a transcript of the gene GUCY1A2, whose product is annotated as guanylate cyclase 1 soluble subunit alpha 2. Gene Ontology annotation, cellular component: guanylate cyclase complex, soluble. The record is from RefSeq and is a predicted model, not a curated record. The transcript has 8 exons. NCBI's taxonomy places the organism in Eukaryota, Metazoa, Chordata, Amphibia, Anura, Ranidae. The coding region runs from base 349 to 2496 and encodes 715 amino acids. Gene Ontology annotation, molecular function: heme binding; guanylate cyclase activity. Gene Ontology annotation, biological process: cGMP biosynthetic process; response to oxygen levels.
UGGAGAAAUGCAGCAGUAUCAGCCUCAGCCCUGGGAAGGAAGGAGAGAGAAAAAGACAGACUGAGACAGAAGUGCAUCUGCUUUGAAAUCACAGAGGGAAAGGGAGGCAGCAGCCACACGCACACACACCAUCCAGCCCAGCCGCCUGCGGUGCCUGUGUGCACAAACAAUAGGAAAGCACGGGGGGUGUUAAGAGGCAGAUCCAAGCAAGUACUGUCACAGCACGGGGCUGCUAUAUAAAUGCCGAGCUGGACAUUGGCUUAGUAGCUCAGCAUGCCCACCGCCGCUUGUUGCCUGACAUAGCACAAGCUUUUGCCUCCAGCUCAUGGUGUUUGACCAAGCUUCAGCAUGUCCAGGAGGAAGAUCUCGUCCGAAUCGUUCAGCUCGCUGGGAUCUGACUAUCUUGAGACCAGCCCGGAGGAAGAGCCAGAAUGCCCCUUGGCUCGGAUGUGCUGGAACGGGAGCAAAAGCCCCACGGGGUCGCAGGAGCAGCAGCAGCCAGCCCCGGUGGUUGGCCCCAGGAGGGCGACCAGGAGGAGAAGGGUGAACCUGGACUCCCUGGGGGAGAGCAUAAGGAAGCUUACUUCUCCCACGCCUCAGACCAUUCAGCAGACGCUACAGAGAACAAUGAAGUUUUAUGAGCAUCAAGUCAUUGGCUGCCCGGAUGCCGAGAAGAAUCUGCAUAAUGCUUCGCUGAAAUGUCCAUAUGCGGGUCUCCCGGCUAAUGAAGAUUCAGAAGACGUCUCAGGAAUUCUGCAGCGCACAGCCAACAUUCUGGGUCUCAAGUUUGAAGACUUACAAGAAAGAUUUGGCGAGGAGUUCUUCAGCCUUUGCUUUGAGGAGAAUGAAAGGGUCCUCCGAGCUGUUGGUGGAACUUUGCACGACUUCUUCAACGGGUUUGAUGCUUUGCUGGAACAUAUUAGGACUUCAAUCGGAAGACAGGUGUCUUUGGAAUCCCCUUCUUUCCUAUGCAAAGAGCUUGCCGAUGGGACCCUUGUGCUCAGUUGCUUCCAUCUCCAUCCCAUCGUAGGAUUUUCCAUGCUUGGUAUGAUAAAGGCGGCUGCAAAAAGGAUCUACAUGCUUAAAGUUGUGGUGGAACAGAUCAACAACACCAAUGAGAAUGUGUUUCCUGAAAUUAUUAGCCCGGGUAACUGUAACAAUCUGUACUAUAAAAUCAAGGAAUGUGAUAAUGCAAAUAUCGCUAAAUUACCUCCACAUAGAUCAUCCAGACUUCCGUCUGAUUUGAGGAUAAGUAUCAACACCUUCUGUCGAGCAUUCCCCUUCCACCUGAUGUUCGACCCAAAUAUGCUGAUCCUCCAGCUAGGUGAAGGACUUAGAAAGCUGAUAAAAUGUGAAAUUCACAAACUGAUGAAGUUUUAUGAUAAUUUUGAAAUAGUGUCCCCGAAAAUCGUCUGUACUUUUGAACAGGUCCUCCUGAGACUGUCUACGCCCUUUGUCAUACGGAACAUUCUAGAUUCUUCCAAUGUGGAGAAUCCAGACAAGGUGAUGGAGGUGAAAGGUCAGAUGAUUCUUGUUUCUGAGUCCAAUUGUAUUCUAUUUUUGGGUUCUCCACGUGUUGACAAACUGGACGAGCUGAUGGGGCGAGGCUUGCAUCUUUCUGACAUACCCAUCCAUGAUGCCACCCGUGAUGUUAUCCUGGUUGGAGAGCAGGCUAAGGCUCAGGAUGGUCUCAAGAAGCGAAUGGAUAAACUAAAAGCCACCUUAGAAAAAACCCACCAGGCUUUGGAAGAGGAGAAGAAAAGGACUGUGGAUCUUCUUUAUUCCAUAUUCCCAGGAGAUGUGGCUCAGCAACUCUGGGAAGGGAAGUCUGUUCAGGCCAGGAAGUUCGAUGAGGUCACCAUGCUCUUUUCUGACAUUGUGGGGUUCACAGCCGUCUGUGCACAAUGCACUCCAAUGCAAGUGAUUAGUAUGUUGAAUGAACUGUACACUCUAUUUGAUUACCAGUGUGGAUUCCUGGAUAUAUAUAAGGUGGAAACCAUUGGUGAUGCGUACUGUGUGGCCGCAGGACUUCACCGGAAGAGCAAAAGCCAUGCCAAGCCAAUUGCAUUAAUGGCUUUAAAGAUGAUGGAACUCUCAGAAGAAGUUCUCACUCCUGAUGGAAGACCCAUUAAGAUGAGAAUAGGAAUUCAUUCUGGCUCAGUCUUCGCUGGUGUUGUUGGAGUAAGAAUGCCACGCUAUUGUCUUUUCGGAAACAACGUCACAUUGGCCAGCAAGUUUGAAUCAGGGAGUCACCCUCGACGUAUUAAUGUCAGUCCAACAACAUACCAGCUUUUAAAAGGGGAAGAAUCUUUUCACUUCGUUCCCCGAUCACGUGAGGAGCUUCCAGACAACUUUCCAAAGGAGAUUUUGGGCAUCUGCUACUUCUUGGAGUUGAACAAUGGUCAAAAACAGCCAAAGCAGCCCUUGACAUCUGUCAGAAUGAGGAAGGUUUCCUACAACAUUGGCACUAUGUAUCUUAGGGAAACAAGUGUAUGAAACCUCCUAUAAAUUCUAGACUCUUCUCAAAAAGAAAAGCACAAACCCCUAAGCGGGUCACGACAAGAGUGUAGAGAAUCUUUCUGUGCCAUAAAUUUGCAAAGGACCACAACAGAGAGAUCUCUACAACAAGCCAGGCAAUAAUUCUUUAUUUUGGUGGUGAGUGACAGGUGUCCAGAGAACAGUUUUUAUUACAGAGUGGAUCAAGCCCAGAGGUUCCUGUUCUUGAUGUGUCCAUUUGAACAAUAAACCAUCUCAACCCAAAAGAAACACAAUCUAACAGAAGUCAACAAAAUUUUCAAAUUAUAAGGAAUAAAGGCUGGACUUGCUUAUUUUGGUUAUAUUUGUUAGUGUUUGUACUCAUGAGUUACCCAUCUGUUUGUAGAUCCAUAUACGAUAAGGAUGGUUGGCCAAGUCCAAACUGAAUAUUGGAUAGCCCAACUCCACCGUGCCGUGCCAAUGUUAGUUAAGUGACCUGUAUUGACAUAAAGAACAUUCUAAUUCCAAACAAAACCACAAGCUCAUUGCUAGAAUAACUGUACUACACAAAGAAAUGUAACCAAUUUAUAAUAUCAUAGUUACGUGAAAUUUAAACUCUGUUGUCAAGCCACCUUUGGACCUUAUGAUCAUGUUCAUUGUGAAGAUGAGUUUUUGCUUUAUUUAUUUUUUAAUUUGCGUAUUUAUUUAUUUUUCUUACUUACCUGUAUAACCAGACUUUUUAUCAGCAUGUGUAUCAAAAGUAUAUAUUUUACUUCUGUCAAGCUCUGUUAAACUUAGUAUGUGACAUCACUUGAGUGUAAGCCGUAAGAAACUAACUGACCGCCAUAGCAUCUGAAUGUAAUUUCUAAAUAAUAUUAUAUUAUAAACAGGAAAAACA